This is a messenger RNA of Cyclocybe aegerita, 468 nucleotides long. The record is from the annotation of a GenBank genome assembly. Lineage: Eukaryota; Fungi; Basidiomycota; Agaricomycetes; Agaricales; Hemipholiotaceae.
AAUGGCGCCUACAUCCAAAGUACAGCUGACGGAAGAACAACGUCAAGCCUACCAAGAGGCGUUCUCUCUCUUCGACCAGGACGGCGACGGAACGAUCUCCUCCACCGAGCUCGGCACUGUCAUGCAGAGGCUAGGCCGCAAGACCACCGAGGCCCAGCUCGCCGACAUCAUCCGCGAGAUUGACGCAGACCGCAAUGGCGCGAUCGACUUCAACGAGUUCCUUGAGCUCAUGUCGCGCGCGGCGCCACGGGCGGAGGACGAAGAGCUCGAGGCGGCGUUCAAGGUGUUCGAUAAGGACGGGAGCGGAAAGAUCAGCGUGAGCGAGCUGGGGAGUGUGAUGGAGAGCUUGGGGGAGAAGUUGACGCCUGAGGAGGUGCAGGCGAUGAUCAAAGAGGCGGAUUUAGAUGGGGAUAACGAGGUCAGCCUUACAGAGUUCAAGAAGAUGUUGUCGGACAUACAGAUGAAGUA